GUCGAUUCUCUUGGGAGUACAUGUACACCGGUACGAUAAUGCUCUCCGGAGCACUGUCGUCCUCUGUACGCGUCCUAUCAGCAGGUGUAUGAUACAGGCUAACUGACAUGGUGUAUUGAAGUCAAUAGCUGAGGUCAGAAACAAUUAUGAGUUACAUUGUACGGGAUUGCCUCGGAUUUGCAUUGGUAAAAGGGAUCUACAUCUAUCUAUGUGACUGUCCCGCGAGCCGGCCAGUCAGACUGAGGCUCGGAGCGGCGGUAAGGCUGGAAGAAACAAGAACAGGGUACGCACUUUGAUCCAACAGUUGGAUCCGGAAGCAGUUGAUGGUUGAUGGGAUGCUUCCUUUUUUUGUUGAUGUCCGGACUGGGUAUCUUUGGAUCUUGGGGAUCUUCUUUGGAUCUUUGCCAUCACCCUUGAAAUAAAUUUCAAAAUCGACCCAUCACAUCGCCCAUAAUUUGAAACUAAAAGCUACACAUAUCAUAGUGUUAUCAAAAGUUGACGUCGUCUCUCAUUACAAAAUAAUCAUCUCAAAAUGGUGCGUUUCGCAGUUGCUCUUUCCUUGCUGUCGGCAACGACAACAGCCUUUAUUGUUCCAUCCAAGCCAUUGGCCUUCAAGAUUCCUGCCACGAGCUCUACCACGGCUCUUGCCAGCGGCUGUCCUUUUUCGGGAGGAGUCGUCCUUCCUGGAUAUCCACCUGUCAAAGUCCAAGAAGAAUACGCAGAUGCCUUGGACAAGAUCGAUUGGGAUGAAGUCAAGUCGGAUCUCAAGUCGCUCUUUUCCGAUUCCAAAGACUGGUGGCCGGCCGAUUAUGGUCAUUACGGUGGACUCUUUAUUCGCUUAGCAUGGCAUUGUACGGGAUCCUACCGCAUGAGCGAUGGCCGUGGUGGAUGCGACGGUGGCGCCCAACGCUUUGACCCCGAGCGAAGUUGGGAUGACAAUACCAAUCUCGACAAGGCGCGCAAGUUAUUGGAACCCAUCAAGCUCAAGCAUGGACUGGGUCUCAGUUGGGGUGACUUAUUCGUCUUGGCAGGAACCAUGUCCAUUGAAGAUAUGGGUGGACCCUACUUGGGAUUCUGUGGAGGAAGAAUCGACAUGGUGGACAAUGCUCAAACAAGAGCCUUGGGACCAUCGCCUGAACAAGAAGCCUUUGCCGAGUGUCCCGUUCAAGGAGAUUGUCCAGCACCGUUGGGCCAAAAUACAUUGGGAUUGAUUUACGUCAAUCCCGAAGGGCCCAUGGCCAAACCAGACCCUCAAGGUGCUGCCGAUACCAUUCGUGACGUGUUUGGGAGGAUGGACAUGGAUGACAGGGAAAAUGUCGCCUUGAUUGGCGGUGGCCACACCUUCGGCAAGGCUCACGGGGCCAGCAAGUCGUCUCCUGGCGACUACCCCUACGAAAAUCCUGCCAAUCCAUGGGACGGUCCAAAGGGAGAUGGAACUGUCACGUCGGGCUUUGAAGGUGCUUGGACGGCGGCACCCACACAAUGGGACAAUGCCUAUUUUAAGAAUCUCAUCGAUUACGAGUGGGAAUCACAUAUGGGACCCGGUGGACAUUACCAGUGGCGCAUCAAGGGCGGCAAGGGACCAAAGGCACCCAUGGCACAUGGCGAGGGCGACCAAGACCUGAUGAUGUUGACCACUGACAUUGGACUGGUGACAGAUCCGGAAUACAAAAAGUACGUGGAGGAAUUUGCCAAUGACCCGGAAGCCUUUGCCCAAGCCUUUGGCGAAGUUUGGUACAAGCUCGUCAAUCGUGAUAUGGGACCUGUGGCGCGUUGUGUUGGACCCGACGUGGCCCCAGCUCAAGCAUUCCAGUUCCCCUUGCCCGAAAAACCGAAGAAGCUGGCCAACAUGAACAAGGUUGCAAAAGAUAUCAAUGCCUUGCUGGAAGAUUCGUCUCCAGACGACUUUAUUCGUUUGGCCACGCAAUCGGCCAAUACCUAUCGUGCCACGGACUACCUAGGGGGGUGCAACGGUGCUCGCAUCCGCCAUUCUCCCGGCAAGGACUGGCCUGCUAAUGCGGGUUUGGACAAGACACUUGCUCAACUUGAAGGAAUCAAGGAGAGCCAUGGCGAUGGACUCUCCUGGGCUGAUUUGAUUGUCUUGGCAGGAAACAAGGCCGCGGAAAAACUGGGUGCUCCUGGUUUGCCCUUUUGUCCUGGAAGGACGGAUGCGCCCGAUGGUGAUGGAUGGAAGCCGGUGGAACACUUCAACAAGGAAUUGCCCGCGACUGUGAAGGAUGUUGUGGAUCGAUACCAAUUACGUGGCUUGUCGGCCAAGGAAUUUGUUGCUCUUCAAUUUCCUUCCUAUUCCAGCUCGGCGGCUCUCAAGGCGGCACUUGAAAGCAGUGACACUAGUGGUGAUGUGACGGCUGAAGCCCUUCAAUUCUAUCCUGAACUGCGUACUUGGGCUGAAUAUUACGUCGCGUCAGGUGACAAAGUGUACGGCAAUGAUUUUGCCUCGGCGUGGACGAACUUUAUGAACGCCGACCGCUUUGAUGGACCUCUUGGAAACGAGUGCGAAUUGGCUCCAUAGUUCUGUACUAUACCGGUACGGGAGCAGUAGACACGAAGGCAUACAAGAAAACAGCGCCAGUCACUCCAACAUUCACUGACACGGUAUGUAUUUCCUGCUAGCCAAGAGAAACCACAGGCUAUGCGAGUCUAAAGGCUACACAUACACAUUCACAGCAACAACGAAGGCACAGACAUGCUAUGCAUCCCUACUACGUAGCUACCUGGUAGCAUUCAUCAUAGUUAAUCAUUAGGGUACAGUAUCUUGUUAUCAGGAAUUACCGGCAAUAGCUAUGCAUAGGACAUCGAAGGACAUUGGGCAUAAGUUGCUAUCAAAAUCAAGGGGGGUACAUGUUAUCAAGUAGGGAGUCUCCUGGAGUACAGAUAGACGGUGCUGAUCGGUGGCUAGCCACUAGCUAGACAGGAGCAUUUACUGCUUACUAGAAUAACCAGGCCACUGACCCAUUGCUCCUGGCUAGAUGUCCCAACUCUGUUUCUACAUCAAUCCUCCGACUCCUUCUGGGCUUGCUUUUCCGCCUCGAGCAAUAUUGCCACAUUGUCAGAUAUCUCUGCAACCUCCUUGGCUCUAGCGGCAUCGUCGUCUGCUUUCUUUCUGUCCUUUCCAGUCUUCUCUUUCUCUGCCUCGUUCUCCUUCUUUUCCUGGUUGCCCUCACUCGUAGUUUCUUCUUUGAGUGCCGCUGUGGAUGCAGUCUUGACCUUUUUCUUUGGGGGUGGUGUGCUGGUGGCUUGUUCCUCCUCCUUUGACCUUUUGGCCCCGGCUUGACGCUUCUUGCCAGGAGACUUUUGGUCUGGCUCCUUGCCUUCCGCAUUGUUGUUCAUCAUGGGCAACACACGGACUCCAUGCUUGGCCGCAAAGGCCACAAUAUCUGGUUUAUCUUUGAGAGAUUCAUGCACCAGAGAUAGUUCUUCCGUUCUAAUUUGAGCAUGUUUCAAGGCCAAGUCACAGCAUUCGAUUUUGGUCUUGGCGGCAUCAAUCUUGCGGGUCAAGUGUUGGUUGAACCCUGAGCCCCCAAUUGGACGCUCUCGGUUGGUAAACUUGUAUUGAUCUGGAUCCAGUCGGAAGCAAUGGGCACACAUGCACUUGGUUUCCUUGUGGCAAAGGACAGUGAUAUGGUCUCCCACAUCCAGGAGAAUGGGCCACCUAUUCUUGUAGGCUUCGAGAAAUAACUCGUCACUCAGUUCUUCCAUCUUGAAGGGGCCGAGAUUGAGCUUUUUCAGGUUGUCUUUGCCCUUGGCAGCCUUCUUCUUGGGAGGCAUGGUUGGCUUGUACCGGUAGAUACCGUCUGUGGGGAGAUAUCAAUACUGUAUUCAGAAUAUGGUAAGACGACAACGAUAAUGGAAUACGGUAUGCAGUGCUUACGUUAUACAGUAGGAGCAGACACAAUGAUCUUAUAACGGCAAGGUAGCACUUGCUUGGAGAGAAGCAGGCUCCUCUUCAGGCCAAGUUAGCAGUGCAGGACGAUUGCAAGGUAUUUAGCGCCUUCUAGAUAGAAGGGGUUACAGAUGUUUCUGUGCCUUUGAUAGAUAACAAGGAGCAACAAGGUCGUACGAUACGCUCUCUGGUCUUCUUGCUGUCAGAAGAUACGGUAUUGCGUCAUGAGCGGGAACGCCAAGUCAUUAGCAUUCUGGGAUU
Seminavis robusta is the source of this 4165-nucleotide messenger RNA. The record is from the annotation of a GenBank genome assembly. NCBI's taxonomy places the organism in Eukaryota, Bacillariophyta, Bacillariophyceae, Naviculales, Naviculaceae.